AUGCUCGGGAUAGGCCACAACACCUUACCCUUCUCGGUCACGUUCAACGCUCUCGCCCGACAUCUUCUUGAAGGAGCCGAUACGGCCGGUGAAAAACCGGGUGGUGUCUCACAACCGAACGCUUCCUUAUCCGCUUCGGUGGCUAUUGUAAUCGUUAUAUCACUCGUUAGCGUAUCACUUUUAAUUACUGGUAUCAUUAUUGUCGCAGUGACGAUCGAUCCGUCGGGCGGUGAUGACGACUCGGACAUCGAAUGGGAUAGCCCCAGGAGCUUCGUUUUUUCCUAUUCACAGCAUGUGGAUGAGUCAACCGAUCCGUUACACGAUGAUGAUCACGACGGCAAACCGAAUUACUUCUACUCGGGUCAGAUCUUUCACGAGGUGUGA
Haemonchus placei is the source of this 384-nucleotide messenger RNA. The record is from the annotation of a GenBank genome assembly. NCBI's taxonomy places the organism in Eukaryota, Metazoa, Nematoda, Chromadorea, Rhabditida, Trichostrongylidae.